AUGUCAUUCAAAAUUUUCUCAAUGGUCCAGGAAGAACCCGGCCCCCCUCCCGACGGCGGCGUUCGGGCCUGGCUUCAGAUCCUCGCAGGUCAUCUCAUCAAUGCGCUGACAUGGGGAUACUCUGCUUCAUUUGGCAUCUAUCAACUUCAUUAUACGACAACGUUAUCGUUGCCAGAGUCGCAAAUCGCCUGGAUUGGCUCCCUACAAGUCUUUUUUACGUUCUUCAUAGGAACAGUCUCCGGCCGCUCUGCCGAUGCGGGCUACGCUCAGCACACAGCCCUACUGGGCUCUGUGUUGAUCGUGCUCGGAACCUUCAUGACAAGCCUGGCGACCAAGUACUGGCAGAUACUCCUCGCGCAAGGCCUUUGUACCGGCCUCGGCAUGGGCGCUUUAUAUAUGCCGGCCGUGGUUGUAAUCGGCUCGUACUGGAAGGAAAGGAAAGCAAUGGCCUUAGGGUUGGCUGCUUCUGGGAGCGGCACCGGCAGCAUACUGUUUCCUUUGGUCGUCCAACACCUUCAGCCGAUCAUUGGGUUCCCUCGCGCAGUCCAGGUGCAAGGCUAUAUCGCUCUGGCGUUCGCAAUUGUCAUCAACCUUCUCCUUCGGCCACGUCUUCCACCGCGCAAGGCGGGUCCACUCGUUGAAUGGAAGGCAUUCUUGGAGCCUACGUACGUUCUCUUCGCAAUCGGCGUGUUUCUGAUAUUCUGGGCGGUGUACUUCUGCUUUUUCUUCAUAAACACAUAUGCGACCUCGACUGUUGGCCUGUCUCCGGAGGAAGCUGUGAACCUGCUCGUGGUCAUCAACGCCGUCGGCAUACCAGUACGACCACUGCUCGGAUUAAUUGCCGAUAGAUACUUUGGCGCACUGCCUACUUUGAUUGUUUCAACGACAUUCCUCGCUAUCAUGUUGUUCGCCUGGAUUCCCAUUCGCAGCGUGAGUAGUCUGUACGUGUUUUCCGUAUUCUACGGACUCGCUACGGGCGCAACUCAAGGAAUGUUCGUUGGCGGACUCGCAUCAUUGACCACGGACUCAAGCAAGCUAGGCGUUCGUUUCGGAAUGGUAUGUUCUAUACUAGCAUUUGCAUCGUUGGCAGGACCGCCAACGGCAGGUGCUUUGAUCCAAAGCGACAAUGGAGGCUUCCUCAAGGCACAGAUAUGGGCGGGUACGGUGACGAUUUCUGCUGCUCUCUUCAUAUGCGCGGCCAAUUGGACCCAGGUAAAGAUUAACCGUCCAGCUCAAGAGCUAAGUAGCGGUAAACUAGAGGGAGAGGAACAAAAUCCUAGCAGUUCGGAAGCUGUCCAAGUAGAAGACAACAGGCGCAUAAAGGCGUAA
Dothidotthia symphoricarpi CBS 119687 is the source of this 1329-nucleotide messenger RNA. Its product is annotated as putative monocarboxylate permease. Gene Ontology annotation, cellular component: fungal-type vacuole membrane. The record is from RefSeq and is a predicted model, not a curated record. Bases 1 to 1329 code for a protein of 442 amino acids. Lineage: Eukaryota; Fungi; Ascomycota; Dothideomycetes; Pleosporales; Dothidotthiaceae. The transcript has 2 exons. Gene Ontology annotation, biological process: transmembrane transport. Gene Ontology annotation, molecular function: transmembrane transporter activity.